Batrachochytrium dendrobatidis JAM81 is the source of this 555-nucleotide messenger RNA. RefSeq lists its product as uncharacterized. Bases 1 to 555 code for a protein of 184 amino acids. The record is from RefSeq and is a predicted model, not a curated record. Lineage: Eukaryota; Fungi; Chytridiomycota; Chytridiomycetes; Rhizophydiales. The transcript has a single exon.
AUGGAAUCGACAACCAAGAAGGGCAUUGCUGUCCUCUGUUUUGCUCCUACAUUAAACACUGAUCCCAGUGCCAACUCAUGCAGUCAUUCUAGUCAUUCCAAAUACAUUUCACCAUUCAGGUGGUGGCAAGGCCAUUUCAUGUGCAUCGAUGACAAGACUCAUCAAGAGUCUAGCUUCAGACUCUUGGGAACACCUUGCUUGAAUCCACCACAACCGCAUGACUGUUGGAGAGAUGGUCCGCUCCCCGAUCUCAACUUCUGGUCUGUCAAAGUUGCCAGUAGUCAAACCAGCACAAGUCAUGAUAUCUCUACUGUCAUGUGCACUGGUGGUGAUGCAGUGCGAUUAUCAACCACAUUGGAUCCAGCAGUGUUUAACGAUAUAUCGGUCACAGACCACAAUCAUGGACAACCGCAGCUUCAAUUCACUACUCAGUUAGUGCAAGUAGACGACGAUGCUCUUCAAUCCAUCAAGAAAUACUUUGAACCGCUUGCUAAUCAAGACGAUGUGGUUCAUGGUGCGUUGGUUUGCAUUGGACACAUGGAGAUCACACUGUAG